AAGAUACUAUUGAUACACCACCUCCUAGUUGUGGAUGCUGUCCAUCAUCUUACUGUCAAGCAAAACAAGCACCAUGUUCAACAAACUUCGAUUGCGAAUGUUUGCUGAUGACAACGACCGGAGGAGGAAUGUGUGCUGAUACAGUUAUGUCAUGUAAAGAUUUAGUUCCAUGUGAAAAUGAUAAUCAGACAUGUUCAGUACCCAAUACUGUAUGUGUCAAUAAUACACGAUGCAACAUUCCUGUUUGUUAUCCCAUUGAACGUGCUUCUUCCCAACGAUGUCCAUCUUUCACCCGGGGAACUAUAACAAAUACGACAACUCCAAGAACUUUGGCAACAACACCAUCGACAACGUCAAUAAUCACUACAUCAUCGACAUCGACACCAUCAACAACAACAACCUAUACGCCUAGCGGAUCGUCGAAUACCAGCAGCAUGAGUUUUGGUCGAUACCUUCACACUGCAUCGGUACUAACUAAUGGAAAAGUCCUUGUUGCUGGUGGAUAUGGUGCUAGUGGCUUUUUGAAUACUGCAGAACUCUACGAACCAUCAACAGGACUUUGGACCACGACCGGUACCAUGAGUUACGGGCGAUACGCCCACACAGCAUCGGUACUAACUAAUGGAAAAGUCUUAGUCACUGGUGGAGUUGGUUAUAGUGGCUAUUUGAAUACUACAGAGUUGUACGAUCCAUCAACAGGACUUUGGACCACGACCGGCACCAUGAGUUACGGGCGAUACUAUCACACAGCAUCGGUACUAAGUAAUGGAAAAGUCUUAGUUACUGGUGGAUAUGGUACUAGUGGCCUUUUGAAUACUACAGAGCUGUACGAUCCAUCAACAGGACUUUGGACCACAGCCGGCACCAUGAGUUAUGGGCGAUACGUCCACACAGCAUCGAUACUAAGUAACGGAAAAGUCUUAGUUACUGGUGGAUAUGGUUAUAGUGGCUAUUUGAAUACUGCAGAACUCUACGAACCAUCAACAGGGCUCUGGGCCGCGACCGGUACCAUGAGUUACGGGCGAGGCUAUCACACAGCAUCG
Molecule: messenger RNA, 1043 nt
Organism: Rotaria sp. Silwood1
Lineage: Eukaryota; Metazoa; Rotifera; Eurotatoria; Philodinida; Philodinidae
Source: the annotation of a GenBank genome assembly